GUCCGAGGGACUGGCUUGUGGAUGUGGUUUGUGUCUGGGUUUGAACCUCAGAGCUGUUUGGAUUUGCUCGCCUUCACCUUUCAGGAAAAUCCAAAAUGGGCCGCCAGGUUUGGGAAAGUUGAAACACGAGGCUGUACCUCCUUAUGUUUCUGCUUAUGCCCUGGUCACCUUCGAGGAACGUGGGAAUAAAGGGAGGACGCGCGCCUGGUGGCCGGCCUUCCGGCUGGGGCGCUCUGACGCUAGCGCUGCUGUUGAGGCUCUUUUGGCAUCUUCGGGGCUCAGCCUUGUUUAAUUAAAGUGGGAACUGAUGCACUGAAGGAAGCAAAGGUUUUCCCCUACCCACUCACCCAAGGGUUCUAGAGACCUUGCAGGUCAAUCUACUUUGUAGAUACUUGAACGUUCUGCGGAGCAGGGUCUGGAUGCAUUUGCGUGGGAACUAGAAUUUUAAGGGUUCCCUGGAAUUCCGAAAACCGAGUUUUGAGCACCACCACACCUGCAGCGUGGGAUUCGUGAUUGUCUUUCCGGAUCCCGGGACUUCAACAUGUAUCUUGGUUCUUGGUUAAGUCGUCUAUGCAGGGGUUUAUCCAGACCCAUCGGGAAGACCAUGCGGCCAAUCUGGGGUUCUUUUUCCAGAAAUCUGGCGUUGAGUUCACAAAGAAUUCCAGAAUUCAGUAGCUUUGUUGCUCGGACCAACACAUGCGGAGAGUUGCGUUCGUCCCACUUAGGCCAAGAAGUCACUCUGUGUGGAUGGAUUCAGUACCGCAGGCAGAACACCUUCUUAGUCCUAAGAGAUUGCCAUGGCCUUGUUCAGAUUCUCAUUCCCCAGGAUGAGUCAGCCGCAUCUGUGAGGAGGAUUUUGUGUGAAGCCCCUGUGGAGUCUGUGGUGAGAGUAUCUGGGACAGUAAUCUCCCGUCCCCCAGGACAAGAGAAUCCGAAAAUGCCGACAGGUGAGAUUGAAAUCAAAGUUAAAACAGCUGAGCUCCUGAAUGCCUGCAAAAAGCUGCCCUUUGAAAUUAAAGACUUUGUGAAGAAAACAGAGGCGCUCCGUUUGCAGUAUCGCUACUUAGAUCUGCGCAGCUUCCAGAUGCAGUACAACUUGCGGCUGAGGUCGCAGAUGGUCAUGAAAAUGCGGGAAUAUCUUUGUAAUCUGCAUGGGUUUGUGGAUAUAGAAACCCCAACCUUGUUUAAGAGGACCCCUGGAGGUGCCAAGGAGUUUUUAGUACCAUCCAGGGAACCUGGAAAGUUUUAUUCCCUCCCUCAAAGUCCUCAGCAAUUUAAGCAACUUCUGAUGGUUGGAGGUUUGGACAGGUAUUUUCAGGUCGCCCGGUGUUACCGAGAUGAAGGCUCAAGACCGGAUAGACAGCCUGAGUUUACUCAGAUUGACAUAGAGAUGUCCUUUGUAGAGCAGACUGGCAUUCAGCGUUUAGUUGAGGGUUUGCUGCAGUAUUCCUGGCCUGGUGAUAAAGACCCUCUCGUGACUCCUUUCCCUUCCAUGACUUUUGCUGAGGCCCUGGCCACCUAUGGAACUGAUAAGCCAGAUACUCGCUUUGGGAUGAAGAUUGUGGAUGUCAGUGAUGUGUUCAGGAACACAGAGAUCAGAUUCCUUCAGGAUGCACUGGCUAAGCCUCAAGGAACUGUCAAAGCAAUAUGUGUUCAUGACGGAGCAGAAGUCCUACCUAUAUUCCUGAAUGCCAAGAAGAACUGGAGUUCACCAUUUGCUAAGUUCAUAAUGGACGAGGAAAGACUGGAAUUAGCCAGAUCGUUGGAGAUACAAGAAGAAGACAUGGUGUUACUGACUGCUGGGGAACAUGAGAAAGCAUGCUCUCUGUUGGGAAAGUUACGGCUAGAGUGUGCAGACCUUUUGGAGAUGAGAGGAGCGGUGCUCCGAGACCCAGCAGUGUUCUCCUUUCUUUGGGUGGUUGACUUUCCACUCUUUCUUGCCAAGGAAGAGAGUCCCACAGAGCUGGAGUCAGCCCAUCACCCAUUUACUGCUCCUAAUUCCAGUGACAUUCACCUCCUCUAUACUGAGCCAGAAAAGGUUCGUGGCCAACACUAUGACUUGGUUUUAAACGGCAAUGAGAUAGGAGGUGGUUCUGUCCGAAUCCAUGAUGCCCAGCUACAGAGGUACAUCCUGGAAACAUUGCUAAAGGAAGAUGUGAAAUUGCUUUCCCAUCUGCUUCAGGCUUUAGACUAUGGGGCACCCCCACACGGAGGAAUUGCCUUAGGGUUAGACAGACUGGUAUGUCUUGUCACGGGAGCACCCAGCAUCAGAGAUGUCAUAGCCUUCCCUAAAUCCUACCGAGGACAGGACCUUAUGAGCAAUGCUCCAGACUCCGUGUCUCCAGAAGAGCUGAAGCCUUACCAUAUCCACGUCUUGUGGCCAGCAGACUCAGAAGAGGAGAGUGCAUCCGCCACACCUUCCAAACACUUGAGCUCUUAACUUUUGUCUUUGCUUCACCAAACUUAAAAUAAGAUCCAGACCUGCCACAGACUUUAGAACCAAGUGUCUGUGUAGAAGCAAUCAUUACCGAGUAAGAAACAGAAGCUACACAGUUGUAACUUGGUCAUGUGUACCAUUAGGACUUUCUGUGGAAGUUUUUUAAUUGGAAAAUUGUCAAAUGAAACAAAAAAAUCUCUUGGGCUGGUGAGAUGGCUCAGUGGGUAAGAGUA
Molecule: messenger RNA, 2670 nt
Organism: Mus caroli (Ryukyu mouse)
Lineage: Eukaryota; Metazoa; Chordata; Mammalia; Rodentia; Muridae
Source: RefSeq, a predicted model, not a curated record